Molecule: messenger RNA, 573 nt
Organism: Raphanus sativus (radish)
Lineage: Eukaryota; Viridiplantae; Streptophyta; Magnoliopsida; Brassicales; Brassicaceae
Product: secreted RxLR effector protein 161-like
Exons: 1
Coding region: 1-573 (190 amino acids)
Source: RefSeq, a predicted model, not a curated record
AUGAGCAUGGUUGGGGAGCUCAGUUAUUUUCUUGGACUACAAAUCAAGCAGCUGGCAGAUGGAAUUACUGUAUCUCAGAGCACGUAUGCCAAAAAUCUUAUCAAAAGAUUUGGAAUGCAAACUAGCAAAGUUGCAAACACACCCAUGAGUACCACUACCAAGUUGUCCCGAGAUGAUGAUGGCAAGCCAGUUGAUGAGAAACUCUACAGAGCAAUGAUCGAGAGUCUCUUGUAUCUCACAGCUAGCCGACCUGAUCUCUGUCUGAGUGUGGGUAUUUGUGCUCGUUACCAAGCAUGUCCGAAGGAGUCACACAUGAAGGCUGUUAAGCGUAUCAUUAAAUAUGUAAAAGGAACUUUGGAUUUUGGUCUUCACUAUACCUUUGAAACUAAUGUGAAUCUUGCAGGUUUUUGUGAUGCAGAUUGGGCUGGGUGCUUAGAUGACAGACAUAACACUUCUGGAGGUUGUUUCUUUCUUGGGAACAACAUGGUCGCUUGGCACAGCAAGAAGCAAAACUGUGUUUCUCUUUCGACUGCUGAGGCUGAGUACAUUGCUUUGGGAAGCUGUUGCACAUAA